Temnothorax curvispinosus is the source of this 2429-nucleotide messenger RNA. RefSeq names its product tudor and KH domain-containing protein homolog (gene papi). NCBI's taxonomy places the organism in Eukaryota, Metazoa, Arthropoda, Insecta, Hymenoptera, Formicidae. Gene Ontology annotation, molecular function: RNA binding. The record is from RefSeq and is a predicted model, not a curated record. Gene Ontology annotation, biological process: spermatogenesis. The coding region runs from base 347 to 1978 and encodes 543 amino acids. The transcript is spliced from 9 exons.
ACAGAGACAAGUAGGGACAAUAUAGGAGAAACGUAAAAAUGGAAAUGAGAGGUUAGGUGCGCGUCUCUUUCCAAGUGCGAGGAAAGCGGUCGCAUCUUUUUUCUUUCCAUCGAUCGCGUAAUCGGACGAGAAAAGCAUCUGACUCAUUAUAUUAUUGGUAUCUCUCAUUAAUGCUUGUUAAUAGCAAUCUUCGCGUUUCUAACGGGAACGCGAAUCCACGAUUGAGGUUAUAACGCGUGAACAAUGAUCAACAAUGAUGUAAUCGCUAAAGAUAUGAACGAACUAUAUACUGUACUGGAAGAUAUUAUACAUCAAGAUACAUCAUUUUGGUUAAAUCCAUAGAAAAAUGAAGUGGAUAUCAAGUGUGAACAGACAGUCGGUAUUGCCGAUUUUAUUAGGCAUAUCUCUAACAACUUUUGGACUGUCAGUGGCACUUGUGUUGUUUAAUAUGCUUGAAAAGGAGGAUGAUGAUGAUGAUAGAAAGAAACAUGAUCGGGUAGCAAAAAGAGAGUCUAAACGCAAGGAAGUCUGUGUAAAAUUGAGUAUACCUCAUAAGUGUGUACCCGCUGUUAUCGGUAAAGGUGGUACUGUGAUAACAAAUAUCCAAGAGUUAACCAACACGCGCAUCAAAAUGGAUGAGGAAAUCUCAUUUAAUUCAGAACGUAUCUGUAACAUAUGGUCCGACGACAUGAAAAACAUUACCUCGGCGAGGAGUAUGAUACAAUAUAUAGUAGAGAAUCAACCUGUCAUCGAAACCUUUGAAUUGUUCCUGCCUUUCGAAGCCUUUAAAGAAGUUUUUCCAAGGCCAGCUGAAUUUGUGCAACAGAUUCAAAAAACCUACGGCGUAAAAGUUACAGUUGAGAAUGUUGGAUUGAAGCAAAGGGUUACAAUAAAGGGAACUGUUGACCAAAUAGCAUCAGCCGUUAUAGAAAUAGAAGACAGAGUUCAGGAAAAUUUCGAAGCUCAAUGCCAGCUAGAGAAGUAUCUUUCAUCUGGAAGAAUGCCUGAAUAUUGUGGAGAUUCUGAUGCUGAAGACAUGAUAAACGAUCCUGAUAGUGAUAUUUAUGAUUAUUUAGUGCCAUAUAAUGUUUGCAGAGGAAUCAUAGAGAAAGAUAGGUGUGCUAUGGAAGAAAUAGAAAAGUCUUCUGGUGCAAAAAUCAUAGGUUAUGAAGCUAUUGCUAAUUACAAAGAUACAAGAGACAGAAAUAUAGUAAUAAAAGGGACUGAUGAACAAGUGAAGUUAGCCGCUAGUCUGAUAAAAAGUAAAACUAAGCAUCUUAUUUUAAAUCCUGCAUUACAAAAUGGUUCAAUGGAAGUAUUUGUAUCUGCGAUGAAGUCGCCAAACCUGUUCUGGAUUCAAGUGAUAAAUAGUGCAAACGUUGAGUUACAGUGCUUAGUAUACGAGAUGACGGAAUAUUACAAUAAAGAGGAAAAUUGCAAGCUUCAUAUUUUGAAAACAAUAAUAAAAGGCCAAACGGUAGCAGUCAGACAUAAAUAUGACAACAAGUGGUAUCGUGCAGAAGUAAUGUCCGUCUUAAACUCCCCUAUGUACCAAGUCUUUCUUGUGGAUUAUGGAGAUGUGAAAAUCGUGCAUGAAGAUGAUAUGUUGGAACUCUGUACAAAUAUGUUGAGCUUACGACAGCAGGCGGUGGAGUGUUCGCUGACAAACGUGAAGCCACCAGGAGACAAGUGGACUUCCAAAGCCUGCGAGAAGUUCGCCGAAUUUGUUCAUUUAGGGAAAUGGGAACCGCUUAUUGCUACAGUUAAAGGCUACAAAGAGCGUGUGGUCGCACACGAAGAACCUCACCGUAAAGGGUCAGUGAUUCCUUGCAUUGAUCUGUACGACAAGGCUAACAAUCGGAACAUUGGGGAUAAUUUGGUACAAAUAGGAUUGGCUGAAAUCGAGGAAGUGAGUUUCACACGUUUGUCUCGCCGUCGUAGAUGCAAUUCUCCAUUCAUUCUAUCCGAUCCUGAGUAAAUGCUAUUCAUAAGGCCAAUAUUAAUUUCAAGAAAUAAUUGAAUUAAUGGUAUCAAAAGAGGCAAUAAUGUUUAUUUAUCAUAUUUUUAAGAAUAUACUGUGACUCACGAAACUGAUGUGAAUAUUGACAAUUCUUCUUUUCGUUUUAUUUCAUUUAUGAUAACUUUUUAGGAAUCUGAGCAGCCGAUUGAAGAAAUAAAAAAUACUGAUAAAGAAGCAAAUGAACAAUUCUCUGACCAGUAAAAGAAAAAUAUUAAUAUAGGACACACUACGCGAAUAAUCUUCGAAUGAAUUUGAAUAGCAACUUAGAUGAAACAUAUCGAACUACUCAAAUUAAUCCAAACAUUAUGCAGAGCGAAACCAAGUAUUAAGUUCGAUUCUUUUUCUGUUUGGAGUCACUAUACUGUAUUAUUUAUAUACAUAUAUAUAUAUAGUAGUUCCUAUUUUAUAA